Peronospora belbahrii is the source of this 1065-nucleotide messenger RNA. NCBI's taxonomy places the organism in Eukaryota, Oomycota, Peronosporomycetes, Peronosporales, Peronosporaceae. The record is from the annotation of a GenBank genome assembly.
AUGUUGAGAAAUGUAUCAAGUCACUCGUCAGUCUUAUCAACGAAGUCACGCGCAUUUGGUACGAUUUCUACCGUUCACCAGAUUGAAAAUGAGCCACAAUGGACUUCCUCGUGCGUGUUCAAGCCAUUGAAGCGUAAUCAUUCGAAUCAUUUGUAUUACCACAGUCGUAAUCAUCAUGAUGAUGUAGACGAAGAAGAAGAUACAAACGCUAGUGCAACAUUAGAGCCAGAACAUUCAGACGACACAGUAGUACCACAUACAAGCUCCUUGUCGCGUGAAUUUGAAAAGCCGAGGAUGGAUGCGAGCUUCCUUGUAAACAAUUAUACAGCACCAGCACUUGCUGCUGCUUAUCAGGAUCGAGAAUAUACAUUAUGGCUCUGUGCAGAGCUACUGAGUGAAGGCAAGUUUGAUCAACUGGAAGCUGUACUGAAGCCAUAUCAUGGCUUUGCUCAACAUGAAACAAAUACACAACGACAAACGCCACUCGUGAAUGCAUUUAACCAGCGCCAUAUUGAGCGUAUUCGCAAGCGACUGAGCCGACUCCCACGUCAGAUUACCAAAGCAUACUCGGCACGAGCAGCAGUAGUCAUUCCGCUAUGUACAUUCAAAGGCGAGCCGUCUGUGCUAUUUACGUUGCGCUCACUCACUGUUGGCAAGCACAAGGGCGAAGUAUGCUUUCCAGGAGGUAUGGUGGAUGCAACCGACUCGUGCAUUGAAGGCACGUGUCUCCGGGAAAUGAACGAAGAGGUUGGGCUAGCACCUACAGGUGUGGACGUACUAGGUAUCCUUCGCUGUGACUGGUCGAGUGUCACGUCGAUCACAGGCAUUGCCGUGACUCCGGUUGUGGGCUUUAUCGGCGAGAUGAGUGAUCAGACUGUGGCCAUUAACGAAGCUGAAGUGGAGUCCCUAUUUACCGUGCCGGUGCGAGACCUGAUGAACCAGGACAAUUGGAUUCGUCACAGCAACGCCACUCCAGUCUUCACGGGCGGCCCGCACGUUAUUUGGGGGCUAACAGCUUACCUGCUGGACAUAUGCUUAUCCGAAGUUUUGCAGAUCAGCAACUAA